AUGAGUUUCAUCCACAAGACAGUCCCGGCGCUGGAGGUGCUGGAUGUGAGCGGGACGGGGCUGGCGGAGCUGGGCGCGGAGCUGCUGGCCCUUCCGCGCCUCCACACGCUCCUGGCCAAGAACAACCGGCUGGGCGGGCCCGGCUCUCUGCCCAAGGGGCUGGGGCAGGCCCCGCUCGGCCGCUCCCUCCGCGUCCUCAACCUCAGCGGGAACCGCUUCGCCGAGGUGCCGCCCGCCCUGCUGGGGCUCCGCGGGCUGCAGAGCCUCAGCCUCGGCGGCAACCGCCUCCACGGCAUCCCGCCCGACAUCCAGGAGCUCCGCAGUUUAGAGUUUCUGUACCUUGGAGGAAAUUUCAUUACUUCAAUUCCACCUGAAUUAGCGAACCUGCCUUCUCUAAGCUAUUUAGUUCUGUGUGACAACAAGAUCCAGAGCAUUCCACCUCAGCUGGCACAGCUGCAUUCCCUGCGUUCCCUCAGCCUGCACAAUAACCUGCUGACUUACCUUCCUCGAGAGAUCCUUAACCUGGUUCACCUGGAAGAGCUGAGCUUGCGUGGGAACCCACUGGUGGUUCGGUUUGUCCGUGACCUGACCUACAAUCCCCCAAGCCUUCAGGAACUGGCUGGACGCACAAUUAAAACUCGCAACGUUCACUACGCUCCCAGCGAUCUCCCAGAGAAUCUUGUCCGGUAUCUGAGCUUGGCCAGCAACUGUCCCAAUCCUAAAUGUGGGGGUGUCUACUUUGACAGCUGUGUCAGACAAAUCAAGUUCGUUGACUUCUGUGGGAAGUAUCGCCUCCCGCUGAUGCACUACCUGUGCUCCCCAGAGUGCUCCUCUCCCUGCAGCUCUGCCUCCCAGAGCUCUACUUCCCAGAGUGAGUCUGACUCUGAGGACGAAGCCAGCGUCGCUGCACGCAGGAUGCAGAAAGUCCUUCUGGGAUAACAGGGAGUGAGGGGGGAAGCCGGGAAGGAAAACAUCUUUGAAAAGCGUUAAUGGAACAGCAAAGCAUGAGCCUCUGGCCCGAAGGGCUCAUGAGAAACUGUCCUCAAGUCCAUGCAAGGGGCAGAACAUCUUAGCAAGGCCUGGACUUGCUUGGUGCAGUGCUACUUAGGAGAACUCACUUGGUGGCAUGCUGCCUGUAGGGUGCCUGGGAUUGUUAGAAACAUCUCCUGCCUGGGAGACACACCCCACUCCCUCGUACAGCCUGGGGAGGGGGAUUCGUUCUCACUGGCGGAUUGAGAAGGGUUUUCAUAGAUGACACUUCACCAGACUUCAGUUACGCCUCAGAGCAGAGGAGACUGGCCAGAUCUCUUUAACACUGUGGUAAAUCAGAAACAGGCUAAUGAUGCCAUGUGAGUAUAUACGGACUCCAAUGUUUAUGUAGCAUUUUGAUUCUUUGCUGUCUCCUGUGAUUUCAGUUACAGAUUUUACACCCAUCCCCUAAAAAUGGGAGUUGGAUUCUUUAUUUGUUCAGGAGUAGAUUUUUCCAAACCCUGGUUGCUCUUCCUUUGCCUAGAGGCGUAGGGUCUCUGUAACAGAGGUCUCUGUAACAUCAUAGAACUGAGCCACCUUUUUUUUUUUUUUUCCUCUCCCUUGUUAUACUAAGAUGCUCUUAGUGUUUCCUCCUAACUGUAUUUUUUAUUUUUCCUCCCUCUGCCUCUUCCCAUUACACCUGGAGUGUUGCUGUCAUUAUGGUGCCUUCAGAAAACAGAGUUGUUGUUCUACUGAGACUUGGUAUUACUUCAGACUCACGACCGUACGUGCCUGUGCAAGGGACCAGAUGAGAUGCUCCGAAUCACGUUUUGAGUCUCAGCUUACUGGAGCAAAUCUGCUUUUAUAUCUGUGAAUUGCAGGACAGGUCUUGAUUGACAUUUCUGGUUUCUAAACAACCGUGUCCCCCUGCUGCAGCCAGCUCUGCUGUGCUUGGUACAGAGUUGCUUUCCAUCUUUAAGGUCAUCUGCUUAAAGCAGGCAGCAGCUUAAUGAAUUGGAAGUAUUGAGAGAAGUGCCGUGGAGAAUGGCUUUUCUUUUUUCUUAUUCAUAACAUGAGAGGAAAAGCCAGUAGGGAGGCUGAGGUGUGAGUAUCUUGCAUGAGGUGGUUUUGAAACCUCUUCCUUAUUUAUUUGUUUGCAUUUUCUCUGGUUAUAAUAGCUUUGGCAGUCUGUUAGAUUGUUCAAAUAACAUAUUCAGUUAUCUUAAACUGUGUUUAAAGGAAAGCUGCAGAAAAUAGCUCGGAAUUUCUUAGUAUCAAGAAAUAUCUUAUAAAAAUUAAUAUUAUGAAUUGACAGAGAUCGAUAAAUCUACUUUAUGGGGCUGUUGUGUGCUUUUGUCAGUGAGAGCUGCCCCUUUAUUAAUAUUUCAUGACAGUCCUUUUGAUGCAGUUUCAGACAGCAAAUCCAGCUGUGCCUUCGAAUGCAUAAGCAGAGCUAAUAGAUUGUGUGAAAAAGCUAAAUGAACAACUUUCCUUAACCAACUCUGGUCCAAAGGGGGAAAUAAAAAACCUGUGCUUCUCUCCUGCAUUCAGAAAACGAAUAUACCUAUUUGAAUAUCUUAUGGCAGCUCUGUGUUAAUGGUCCUGUUUAAUUAUAUUUGACACUUUAUAUAUUAAAGCACUUUGAUAAUUCUACUCUCUGUAACUAGCUUUAGUGAUUUUUUUUUUUUUUUUUUUUUUUUUGUAAUUAGACUACAAUUUUUCCUUUAAUGUGACCUGAAGAACAAGGUCUGGGAAACGUUUUACAUUCCAGUCUGUCUUGGUGUGCAGGUUGAACUUCUUGCCUUGCAUUUCCUUGACAGCACUACUCGUUUCCCCAGUUUCCUUUGGAGAGAACUGGAGUUUGAAAGAAAUGAUCUGGUUGUAAAAUAGCAUCCCAUCUGUAAUUAAUCAUUGCAGCUUAGUCUGAAGAUUCCCCACAUGCAUAGAUCCACACUGAACUAAAUUGCACACGCUGUGUGCCUUUCUAAAUAUUUUUUUAAAGUAUAUUUUUAAAGACAGAAUAAGGUAUAUGUGCAAAACAACUGGAUGUCACUUUAGCAAAUUCUGUGAGGUUUGCUUGGGCAGAAGAACCUACAGAUUUUGAGAAAAACUGAUUGCAUGCUGCUAGUUAAAUUUGGAUCAGAGUGGCCUGUGUUUUGUUCUUCAUUGCCUCUUUCAGAUGCUUCUUCCUGUCCCAAGUGAAUAUUUUCAUGCUGAGGGACAGUAAACUGGUUUUAGAGCCAUGGUUUUAAAUUGGCUGCUAGUAUAACAGCAGUGAGUGAUCUGGAGCUUGGUACUUCUGCCAGUGAAAGUGAGCCACACAAGUUGAGAUCUCAAGAUCUCUUAAGCUCAGGGCCAUGAGGUACCACCUUCCUUUCUCCUCUUUAGCAGCAGCUGUCUUGAAGUCAUGCAUUUUUUUACUUUACAAGGUUAGAUUUCACCACAGUUCCUGUUUGCACGGUAGCACCUCUGUGUGUGAUGGGUUAAGAUCAGUAGUGGCUGGUUCUAAUUUAGCAAAUGCAGUUAAGGAUCAAGCUUUCCUAACUGAACAGGCAUCCCAUUUCUGCCCCAAUUCUAAUAGGCUAAUCUCUUUUCACAGCUUCUUCAUUGUAGCCAGGUCAAAACUUGACAGCUUAUGCAGUUGAUAUCUCUAUGCAUUUUUAGACUUUAUAAAAUAUCUUGUCUCUUAAAAAUGUAUAUAUAUUCCCAAAUACAGCUACCAAGUUUUCUUUUUGCUGCUGGGCUUUAAAGUGCAAUUCAACUAAGUCAGAGUUUAAAACAAUCAUGGAUUUGUAAGGAAAGAAAAUGGUUGUUGAUUGGUUGUUGUUGUUUUUUUCCCCUCAGAGGUAGAUUUGAGAGGACUAGGAGUGCAGGUUUGUACUGUAGUGCCUAAUGUAUUGAGCCUCUGGGAGUCAAGUUUUUCAGCAAUUGUUGGGCCUGGAAGACUGGAAAAUGUACUGGGCAAUAAAAUAGGUUAAGACAAACACUGAAAAUACACUGAUGGAUGGUAGGCACUAGUUCCUACCGUCCUCUUCUCAGGGGCCCUGAGAAGCAGACAGUGGUUUUGCCAGCAUUAUAGCUCUUUUUGUCAGUUUUAAAUAGUGGAUUUCAGUUCCUACGGAUGCAUCUCAGAGUGAAGUCUUCAGUCAGUGUUUUGGUAUCAGUCCCCUUGUUGCUACAGCAGCCCAGCAUGUCCAGCUUUUGAAACUGUUCUUAAGCCGAGACACAAGCGUGUGAAGCAAAGUUGCUCAUUCCCUCUUCCCCACGGGGCCCAGGGCCCUGCCUGUAUUCAUCCUCUGCCCUGCCAUCUCUCUGCCAAGGGGAGCUGCUGGUGCGUUUCUGAAUGCAGGUGCUUAAUGUGAACAGUGGGGUCGGGUGAAAAAAGAAGCAAAAUAUCAAUUUGACUGGAAGCAACUUACACUGUUGCCAAUUCUUUUAUGUUUCUCUUCCUUUAAUAAGAGGUGAGACUUGAGGAAGUCAGUAAUGAAUAUUUAAACAUAUUCUGAAGUGGCCAGAUGCAGUUUUUCACGGGCUUCUAUCCUGGACAUUUUAAGUCUUUGAAAUCUUGUGUUGAAUUAUAAUGGGAGUGGGGAGGAGGGAGGGGAGAACCAGCUCCUUUUUGUUCCUUAUUCUUGUUGGCAAUAAUGAAUGGAAGGAAUUUAAUCCAAUGAAAGUAAUGAAACUUAA
This is a messenger RNA of Athene cunicularia (burrowing owl), 4656 nucleotides long. It is a transcript of the gene LRRC58, whose product is annotated as leucine rich repeat containing 58. The coding region runs from base 1 to 939 and encodes 312 amino acids. NCBI's taxonomy places the organism in Eukaryota, Metazoa, Chordata, Aves, Strigiformes, Strigidae. The transcript has 5 exons. The record is from RefSeq and is a predicted model, not a curated record. Gene Ontology annotation, molecular function: protein binding.